AUGCCGGUCGGUGAGGUUACGAUCACUCUUGAGGACGUUGCCACACUGAGCGGUUUACCGAUCGACGGUGAGGCCGCCAUAGUAGACGUACCAGAUCGUGAGUGGUCUGAGACGUGUACCAGUCUGUUAGGACAUGCUCCUAACGAUCUUAGCGGGGGUGUCGUUAGGCUUAGUUGGCUUAGGGAGCAUUUCAACAAUCUGCCGCCAAAUGCAUCAGCAGAGAUUAUAGGGCAGUUUGCACAAGUUAACCCCCAUAACAAGCCAACACCAUUUCCAGCAUAUAGAUGUCAUUUACAAGCCUAUACGGGUUUACCCCCAUUCGGUUGCAAACUGCAAUGGUAUGAGAGUAAGGAAUUUUAUUUCCUUGGAAUUUCCCACAAGUGCAAAAUCCCGCUCGAUUGGGUUCAUCGAAAUGCACUGUGA
This is a messenger RNA of Linum tenue, 423 nucleotides long. NCBI's taxonomy places the organism in Eukaryota, Viridiplantae, Streptophyta, Magnoliopsida, Malpighiales, Linaceae. The record is from the annotation of a GenBank genome assembly.